AUGGGGACCUUGACCCGGGCAGCCGCGGGGAGAGCGCGGCGGGCGCUCAGCUCGUGGGGGCGGCGCUGCGUCGCGCGCGGAGACCCGGCCGGUGCCACGGCCGUAGGGGGCCGGCGGCGGGGGCGGGGGUGCCGCCGUGUCCCCGGGGGCCGGUGGAGGUGGAGGGGCACCCCGACGUCACGGUCACGGCUACGACGCCCGUCCCCCACGGCUUCCCCGCCUGCUCGCCCCGAACUCCGGAGCAGACGUCGUGGCUUCCUUUCGCGUCCCCGCGGGACCCCCGCGGCGCCGGAGGCGGCAGCAUCCGGGCCUUCCCGGGGCCGGCGCGCCGAGCCCGGCCCCAGCGCCCGCGCGGUUGACCGUGAACGCCCCCGGAGUCGGGGCGCGGCCCCCGGGCGGCCGAGAGCUCCGCCUCGUCUCAGGGGCCCGCUGCGCUUCCCGUCUCCUCCUCCUUUCGCCGCCGGCACCCCUGCGUCCCGGUGCUCCGGGCACAGAGUCGCAGGAGCUGAGAGCUGCGGCCUAGGGUGGCGUCAGACUCCUCCUAGUCCUCGGCCGGCCGGCCCGCCCGGGAACCCUCCACCCCCCGGCGUGCUGGACAGGACGUUUCCCCCCAGGAGAGAAUGCAGAUAAGGAACUGGAGAGGUCUGAGAUGUUAAGUAGUAACCUGUCCACUGUACCCAGGAUCCAAAUUGUUAUCCACUUGUUGUGAUGCUGCUCCACAGGGUCAGCCACAUAAAUCCUCUACAAAGAGUUACCAGACUGUGAGUGUUUCAACAGCGACUAUAGUGGAAAAUUGCUCACUG
This is a messenger RNA of Phacochoerus africanus (Common warthog), 803 nucleotides long. Its product is annotated as sterile alpha motif domain-containing protein 1-like. The record is from RefSeq and is a predicted model, not a curated record. NCBI's taxonomy places the organism in Eukaryota, Metazoa, Chordata, Mammalia, Artiodactyla, Suidae. The transcript is spliced from 2 exons. The coding region runs from base 1 to 630 and encodes 209 amino acids.